AAAUGCCAUGACAGAAUACAUCAUUCUGAGUGAUACAUUUACAUUUACAAACGCACGAUGAGUAAUGAAAUGUUAAUAGUCCGUAGCUGGAAUAUGAGGCGGCGCAAAUCUGAUGGGGCUUUUUUUUAUUAAUUUCUUUUCUUUCUUUUUUUUAGUUCUGGCUUCUUCUCCAAAGUGUGGAGGCGUAGCGGUCCCGGGGGAGACGCGGCAGAGGACGCCGUCAGCGGCAGAAACUGCUCACAUCUCACACAUGCGCUACCCGCAGUACGAUCCGCCGCUAAUUAGUUCUCUUUGCAGUCAAACCAAAACCCAGGCAGUAUUCAGUCUCCACCUUCAACUCUCUUUACGCAUUUUAACUCACACUGAUGCUGAAAUGCGCUAAGACAUCAUGAGAAAUUUGACAUUUUAUGGGAUUUUUCCUGAAGAUUCACGCUAUUAGGUAUAAUAAUUUUGACUUAAAUAUGAAGACGAUGGAUUACAGGGCAUGGAUUUUGAGCGCACGCUAGGAAUGGUUAUAUCGUACAGCAAUAUCACAAAAAGACGCCACAUUACGCACAAUAGCGCUCUUUAAACAGGCCAUUAUAGAAGCUGCCGUGAGAUCCCUGGUGUAACAUGCGGUCUGCGGUUCACUCAGCGUUGGUUACGCUGCUUGAAUCACUCCCUUUGCUCUUACUUCCUAAAUAGUGCUGUCUAAACAAACAAGGUAAAGAAGGUGAAAACGCACCGAACUGAGCACAUGGUGCUGGUGCCGAUCGUCCCGGUGCGAAGCGGCAUCACGUGUAAGAGGAACCGGGGAACCCAGAAGUUUGACGUAUCAAUACGAGAAGGAAGCUGGAGCGGCGCGGACGCACGGCGAUGGGCGCCUCCGUGCCGAGCCUCACUCUCCGUCCAGCACAGAUGCUGCGAUUUUUUUAGAAAUUGUUAUUCCCGUCCGAUCUGUUCACUUAAGGUGCCGCAAUCCGGAUCUGAAUCUACGCAAAUCAGAGCAGCGGAAAAGUACACUGGGAGUGCGCAAACGAAGUACAAUAGAAGCACGCUUCGGCUCACGAAGGAUUUGGCUGCGGUGUACUGACAUUACAAGAAACGCUUAUGGGAACUUACGGUACCUCAGCUGAAAGGACCCCGCUGCCAGCUGCGCUAUCAUGACUGAUGGCGAGGCGCGAAAGCCCGUACAGUACUUGGACUUCCAGGAGGUGAGGGUACCCAUUUGGGAGUCUGUCCAGCUCCCGGUUCGGUGCGAGGACACCGAGGGCGAUGAGGAGAAGGAGAAGGAGGACGGCAGCGCCGGGAACCCUAACGCGGAGAGUACCGGUUCCGGCGGGUCGAGCGGCCGCGAUCCCGCUCCUGACCUGGUCAUGGAUGAUAAGGAGCAGCCGCCGUACCCGGGCCUGGCACCCGUUGUCUUCUUUUGCAUCAAACAGACAACUCGACCUCGCAGUUGGUGUCUCAGACUGCCCUGUUGACCCUGAAGUGGGUGAUGCCUCCCCAUUGUUUGGCCAAACUGCUGUGGACCCAGUCGAUGGGACUCAAGAUGAAGCAUCGCUUUUGGAUGUACAGCCCGGCCUGAAACGUUGUCUAAUGGUGACUAGACGGAUAAGUGAACGAGCGAACCGCUCCAAGGACCCCAGGACGUCUUCGCUUAGAACGUUCCGGAAGGAUGGUCUGUCUUCAUGUUUUGGAUACCGUGCCGGCCAUCCGUCGUCAGGGGGAGAGCGACCCACAAUGUCUGUUCCAGGGGAGGUUUACGUUCUGUGCUGUCGGGGGAGUUUUCUGUGUGACUGAGGGGCGCAAAUGUGAUAAAUUCUCCCUCUGUUCUUCUCUGUUUGCCUCUCGCUGGCAAUUUAAACUUUUUGUCAGUCUCUUUCUGGCGGGAUGGAAUGGAAAUGAUGAAGAUGUGGGGGGGGGGGGGGUCACAGCACGACUGAAGAUCCCCCCUCGUGUAAUCAGUCUUGUUAUUACCUAGUUACCCGCUAACAAUAUUAUGAGUUACUACAGUGUUCUGCCAGAUGGACAGACAGGAAUACUGAGUGUUUGGCUUUUUGGUGAUGAAUUAACUGCUGUUUAAGCCAAGGCAAAGGUCUGUCCUUUCAUUGUCUACCAGCCAUAGAAAGAAAUGUAAAUGCAAUUAGCAUAUUAUAUGAAUGCUAUAAAUGAAAUGAGUGGGGGGUGGGGGUUUGCAUGUCUUCUUUUUACAUGAAUUUGUGGCUGACGAGCGUUCUGUCAGGUUUUUCUCUGAAGAUACACCUGGGGGAGCCGCCUGUUCCCAAGCUAGUGGGGGUGGCUGUUUUGUUUUUUUUCUCUCUCUCCAUUUCCUGUUGACCCUUGACCCCUGUGCACCUGGUUCGAGCGGGUGAGCAUGCUGGUCAUCCUCCUGAACUGUGCGACCUUGGGCCUGUACCAGCCCUGCGAGGACAUCCGGUGCGAAUCUGAGUGGUGCUCCGUCCUGCAGGCGUUUGAUGACUUCAUCUUCGCCUUCUUCGCCGUUGAGAUGGUCAUCAAGAUGCUCGCUCUCGGGAUCUUCGGGCCCAAGUGUUACCUAAGCGACACCUGGAAUCGCCUGGACUUCUUCAUCGUCAUGGCAGGGAUGAUGGAGUACUCGCUGGACGGCCACAACUCCAGCCUAUCAGCCAUUCGCACCGUGCGCGUGCUGAGACCCCUACGGGCCAUCAACAGAGUCCCCAGCAUGAGGAUCCUGGUGACGCUACUCCUGGACACGCUGCCUAUGUUAGGCAACGUGCUCUUGCUGUGCUUCUUCGUUUUCUUCAUCUUCGGCAUCGUGGGGGUGCAGCUCUGGGCCGGGCUGCUGAGGAACCGGUGCUUCCUAGAGGAUGAUUUUAGGAGGACGUACAACCUGUCUUUCCUGAGUCCCUACUACAAGCAUGAGGAUGGGGAGGACAACCCCUUCAUCUGCUCUUCGCCCCGGGACAACGGGAUGCUGCACUGCCAGAGCGUGCCCCCCCUCAAGGAGGGCAGGACCGAGUGCCAGCUGGGCGUCGCCUCUGCCAACCACACGGACGAGGGCUGCGUCAACUGGAACCAGUACUACAGGCUGUGCCGGCCAGGGGAGCUCAACCCGCACAAGGGAGCCAUCAACUUCGACAACAUCGGCUACGCCUGGAUCGCCAUCUUUCAGGUGAUAACCUUGGAAGGAUGGGUGGAUAUCAUGUAUUACGUCAUGGAUGCCCACUCUUUUUACAAUUUUAUAUACUUCAUGUUACUCAUCAUCGUGGGCUCCUUCUUCAUGAUCAACCUGUGCCUGGUGGUGAUCGCCACCCAGUUUUCGGAGACCAAGCAGCGGGAAAACCAGCUAAUGCGGGAGCAGCGCGCUCGCUUCCUGUCCAACGACAGCACGCUGGCCAGCUACUCAGAGCCGGGCAGCUGCUAUGAGGAGCUGCUCAAGUACGUGGGCCACCUGUACCGCAAGGUGAAGCGCCGGGCGCUGCGCGUCUACGGCAACUGGCAGAGCAAGCGACGCAAGAAGGUGAACCCCAACGCCAGCAGGGGUGGGGCCGGCGCCGGCCGGAGGCGGGCCCGGGCUGUUAGCGGCGACCGCCGGUGGACACGCUCCAAUCACCAGCGCCAUUACCACUUCAGUAAUGGCAGCCCCACCCACUCCCAGGGCACCUAUGAAACUUCAGAGAGGCGGGGCUUCUCACAAGCCAGCCCCCGGCCCUGGAGGCCCGGCCCAGGACACACCUCCUACAUUAAUGGCGGCAUCAAUUACCCCACCGUCAUGUCCUCAGCCCUCUCCGGCUACAUCAGUGCCACCCCCAGACGAAAGGGCAAGAAUCCGGCGACUCCUGCUUUAAACUACAGCCUCCCUGACCCCUGUGAUAGGCUGCACCCAUUUGCUGGUGAGCAAGGCCUGCAUCGGGGGGCUGUCUGCCUCAGCCUGCAGCUCCCCGCGGGGGGAACGGUCCCGACCAGGCCUCGCCUCGAGGCCCCUGGCUGCCCGUACUGUGCCGGGACCCUGGAUACGGUUUGUGACUCGGACAGCAAUGGCUCGGAGGCGGAGGGAGUAGCCCUGGAGUUCUCCCGUGAGGUGAGGCAUGGCAGAGGCAGUUGGGGAGGCCGGAGCUGGCCCCGCAAAAGGCAGCACUCAGUGCCACGACUGUGGGAGAAAUUCCAGAUGAAGCUGAAGAGGGUCGCGGAGAGCAAGUACUUCAACCGCGGCAUCAUGAUCGCCAUCCUGGUUAACACACUGAGCAUGGGCAUCGAGUACCACCAACAGCCAGAUGAGCUGACGGACAUUCUGGAGAUCAGCAACAUAGUCUUCACCAGUAUGUUUGCACUGGAGAUGCUGCUCAAACUCCUGGCCUUCAGUCUCCUAGGCUACAUCAGGAACCCCUACAACAUCUUUGAUGGGAUCAUCGUCAUCAUCAGCGUGUGGGAGAUCGUGGGCCAGGCAGACGGCGGCCUGUCUGUGCUGCGGACAUUCCGACUCCUUCGGGUGCUCAAGCUGGUCCGCUUCCUGCCAGCGCUGCGGCGUCAGCUGGUGGUGCUGAUGAAGACCAUGGACAACGUGGCCACCUUCUGCAUGCUCCUCAUGCUCUUCAUCUUCAUCUUCAGUAUUCUAGGAAUGCAUCUGUUCGGCUGCAAGUUCAGCCAGAGGACGGAAAACGGAGACACCAUCCCAGACAGGAAGAACUUUGACUCCUUGCUGUGGGCGAUUGUCACCGUCUUUCAGAUCCUGACCCAGGAGGACUGGAACAUGGUGCUCUACAACGGCAUGGCCUCCACCUCCCCCUGGGCCGCCCUCUACUUCGUGGCCCUCAUGACCUUCGGCAACUACGUGCUCUUCAACCUGCUGGUGGCCAUCCUAGUGGAGGGCUUCCAGGCGGAGGGAGAUGCCAACAGAUCAGACGCCGGUGAGGAGAAAUCAUCAGUGACGUGUCCUGAGGACGAGAAGCAGCCGGAGUGCCAGGCCGCAGAGAUGAAGACGUACUCUCUCGUGGUGGGAAACGGGCACCUGGAGGGCGGCGCCGGCAGCCUGCCCGCCCCAGCCAUCAUGCACACGGCGGCCACCCCCCGGAGCUCGCUGGGCGCCGACCUGAUGCACGGCGCCUGUGAGUCACGCAGGGGCAGCGGCGCCUUCGUGGAGCCCGGCAGCUGUGACCAGAGGUCCCCGUCCAGUCGACAGGGCUCCCCUUGCGCCCCCUGGGGGUCAGGCAGCGCCUGGGGCAGCCGGCGCUCCAGUUGGAACAGUCUGAGCCGCGCGCCCAGCCUGAAGCGGCGGGACCUGUCGGGAGAGCGGGAGUCGCUGCUGUCAGGCGUGGGCCGCAGGGGCGUCGACGAAUCGGACGAGGAUGGCGAGCCGGGCGCAGGAACGGGGGCCGUGGGCGGGGGGCCGCUUCUCCACCCCCACCCCGAAACCCUGGACCUCCCUGAGCUGCUCCAUGGACCCGCGGGCCGCUCAUCUGUCGAGAUGCUUGAUCGCAAUGGGAGGACCCUCCACCCCCCCCACGCGGGGUUAUUAAGACCCCCCAAGGAAGACCCCGACAGCGAGGAGGACAUGGACGACACCUGUGGGAUCCGGCUGAGGAAGACUUGGGAGAGGUAUAGGCCCUGGUGGUGUGUCGAUCACAAGGAUUGGUCCCUAUACAUCUUCUCCCCGCAGAACAGGUUCCGAGAGGCCUGCCAGCGGCUAAUCUCACACAGGAUGUUCGACCAUGUGGUGCUGGUCUUCAUCUUCCUCAACUGCAUCACCAUUGCCUUGGAAAGGCCCGACAUCCUCCCUCGCAGCAGGGAGCGCCUGUUCCUCACUAUCUCCAAUUACGUUUUCACUGUGAUCUUUGUUGCUGAGAUGACUGUAAAGGUGGUGGCGCUGGGCCUCUGCGUGGGGGGUGAGAGCUACCUGCGAAGCAGCUGGAAUGUGUUGGACGGCGGACUGGUGAUGGUCUCGUUGGUGGACCUCCUGGCGUCGCUGGCUUCUGCUGGCGGAAACCGGAUCCUUGGCAUCCUGAGAGUUCUCCGCUUGCUGAGGACGCUGCGGCCGUUGAGGGUGAUCAGCCGGGCUCCAGGCCUGAAGCUGGUGGUGGAGACCCUGAUCACGUCACUGCGGCCCAUCGGGAACAUCGUGCUGAUAUGCUGCGCCUUCUUCAUCGUGUUCGGCAUACUGGGAGUUCAGCUUUUUAAGGGGAAGUUUUACCACUGCGAAGGACCUGACAUGAAAAACAUCACCAACAAAUCGGACUGCCUCAGCGCCAACUAUCGCUGGAUACGGAGGAAGUACAAUUUCGACAACCUGGGCCAGGCUCUGAUGACCCUGUUCGUCCUGGCUUCCAAGGAUGGCUGGGUGAACAUCAUGUACGAUGGUCUGGAUGCCGUGGCCGUGGACCAGCAGCCGGUGAGGAACCACAACCCCUGGAUGCUGCUGUACUUCAUCUCCUUCCUGCUCAUCGUCAGCUUCUUCGUGCUCAACAUGUUCGUGGGCGUGGUGGUGGAGAACUUCCACAAGUGUCGGCAGGACCAGGAGGAGGAGGAGACCAAACGGCGUGAGGAGAAGCGGCAGCGGCGCCUGGAGAGGAGGCGCAGGAGUAAGGAGAUAGGCGGGUCGGGCCGGCGGUCGGAGGCCCAGCAGCGACCUUACUACGCCGACUACUCUCCAGCCCGACGCUACAUCCACACACUGUGCACCAACCAUUACCUGGACAUCUUCAUCACCAUCAUCAUCGGCGUCAACGUGGUCACCAUGUCUCUGGAGCACUACAGGCAGUCGCAGUACCUUGAGGUGGCGCUGAAGUACUGCAACUACUUCUUCACCGUGAUCUUCAUCCUUGAGGCCCUGCUCAAGCUGAUUGCGUUUGGAUUCCGCCGGUUCUUCAAAGACAGGUGGAACCAGCUGGAUCUGGGAAUUGUCUUACUGUCCAUCAUGGGGAUCAUGCUGGAGGAGAUUGAGAUCAAUGCUUCCCUGCCCAUAAAUCCCACCAUCAUCCGCAUCAUGAGGGUCCUCAGGAUCGCCAGAGUGCUGAAGCUGCUGAAGAUGGCUACGGGGAUGAGGGCCUUGUUGGACACAGUGGUCCAGGCUUUACCACAGGUGGGGAAUUUGGGGCUGCUCUUCAUGUUGCUGUUCUUCAUCUACGCGGCCCUAGGCGUGGAGCUCUUCGGGAAGCUGGAAUGUACAGAAGACAACCCCUGUGAAGGUCUGAGCAGGCAUGCCACUUUCGAGAACUUUGGGAUGGCAUUCCUGACCCUGUUCAGGGUGUCCACCGGGGACAACUGGAACGGCAUUAUGAAGGACACACUGCGGGAGUGCAGGACUGAGGAUAAGCACUGCCUGAGCUACCUGCCAAUCUUCUCGCCUCUCUACUUCGUCACCUUCGUGCUCAUCGCCCAGUUCGUGCUGGUCAACGUGGUGGUGGCCGUGCUCAUGAAGCACCUGGAGGAGAGCAACAAGGACAUGAGUGACGAUGACGACAUGGACGCCGAGAUGGAGGCCGAGGAGGAGCUGCGAUUCAGUGCGGCCUCGGAAAGCUUGGACCUGGGACCGGAGAACCGGCCCACCUACAUGACGCCACGUUCUGACUCACCAGAUCAGGAUGGAGGGUCUUAUCAGCCCAAGGAGGACUCGCUGUCUUUCCAGAAUAUGUCUGUGUCCAGGAUGCACUCCUUGCCUAAUGAUAGCUACAUGUUCCGACCCGUGAGACCAGCCAGCGCCCCCUAUCCUUUGCCGGAGGAUGGUCCCAUAGGCAGAAGUCUUCAUUUAGGUUCCACAACUUCUGUUCAGUCCCAGCCCUGUGGGGAGAGCUUCCUGCUGCAGGUGCCUGGAGCGUCUCCCCAGACACAGUGUGAUGACGGGGGCCGGCCAAGGAUCCAGCCACCCCCAAUGAAAGCCUACAUGGGCAACUGCAAGUCGCGCCGCCAACAGGAGGACUUCAGGAAGAUGAUGAAAAAGGAUUCUUUGGAGGCCAGAAGCUUUGAUGGCCUGGAAAGGCAGUCUGGAGAUAGCUGGAAUAUACGAGCUCCAAUGCCAGACAGCUUGACUCUAUCACUGCCCUGGAUGGCGUCCUCUGGACCUGGCAGCCCACAGGGUUCCCCUUCACCAUCCUCACGACCUCACAAGGGCAGCAUGUACCCCCGCUGUCCAGUUCUAGGCCAAAACCGCGUUUCACGCCGAGCUGCCAUCCCCGACGGCCCGCUUCCCAGCUUGAAGGACCCAACUGAUGAGGAAGUCUGGCACAUCAACAGCUCAGCCCGGCGCCGGGAGGGACGCAGCCAGCCGGCCACCCGCAGCCACUCGCUCUCGCCGUGUGCCACACCUGCUGCCCGGCUGCCGAAGAGAGGCAGCUCUACCCACUUGGUGGCUUGCCGGACCAAGGAGAACGACCCAAAGAAGUUCUCUAGCGUGGAUGCCGACGGCUUCCUGGCCAAGCCCUCUGGGGCCAACGAGGCUCGCCGUCACUCUAUCGAGAUUUGCCGCUUUGCCAAAAAUGGUGAUGGCGACGGCUCAGUCCUCAGGCUUCCAACCCAGCACCCAUGGCAAGGCUCAUCCCGGGGAAGGUCCGUGCCAACCCGGAGCCAAACCGCCCCCAGAAAGAAGAAGAUGAGCCCACCUUGCAUCUCAGUGGAGCCGCCCCGGGAGGCGGAGCUUGCGACCGUCUCCCUUGUUCCCCCUCCAGAGACCAGCACGCUGCUGCGCAGGAGGACCCCCUCCUCCGAGCUGCCCCCGCAGCGUGGUGACCCCACAAUGGACCUACAGGAGGCGCUGCAGCCUGCAGAGGUCGCCUCCCAAUCUGAGAGCCUCCGGCGCUGUCCUGGCAGCCGUGGGCACCUGUCUGUACUGCAGUUGCCGGAGCUGAAUGCGCGGAAAAGUGUGGCAGAUGUGUCUCGGGAUUCUGAGCCACUGGGCUCAUCGCCCUGCUCUGCAGGCCGGGAGGCUGGGGUCCAGGACGGUCCGAAUGUCCGCUCUGGUGAGGCCGGAGACCCUGCUUUAGCCAGCCCUGCCAGGAGUCCGCUCCGGAAGAGGGGCCUCAUUGGAGUGGCGGGCACCAGGACUGAAGAUGUGGACGACGCUCUGGCAUAGCCGGAGUUUGUCAGAUUCUGCAUCGCUGUGCAGAACAGAGGGAGCCCACCUGACCUGGGUUCCAGUACUUUCCAUUGGAUAUGCAAUUUAACUCUUUUCGCACUGGGAUCUUUACUUCCCAUGGCUCAAUCACAUUGAUUUGGGUUCCAAAAUAUGUACCGAUUUUGUUUUAUUUUAUAGAUUUAUUUAUUUACUGUCAUUUCCUUAAAGACACAGUACAUUGAGGUACAUCUUCAAAAAAAAAAAAAUAAAAACGUGUACAUGUUCUGUACAUCUUGUGGUAUAACAGGAAAAUAUUGUACCAUUGAAGAAAAUAGCUGUGUUCAUAUGCGCAUAUUUUUAUAGAGAUGAGUGCCAUUUUGCACAUACCAGUUUGAAUUUGAAGUGGGUUGGUGUUCUGUUGUCCUUUUGUGAAUGUACAGUUUUUUUUAUUAUUAUUUCAGCAGUUGUUGGAUUGAUUCUUGCAUACACAGAGCUGCUGAAAGUUUAAGUUUAUUUUUUUAUUCUGUGGAGAACACAGAUCUUUUGUAUUGAUGAAAUCCACUGAAAACCAAACUACUAAUUUUCUGUAACCCGAGUGCAAUAAGUGAUAUUCAGGGUUCAAUUUAUUACAAAGAGAUUGUGUGAAUAUAUGGAAUUCCCACCGGAAGUGCAGUGUGACCAGAACGAUGAACAACCAACCCUUUUUCAUUCAAAAGGAGACAGACUUUUAACUACGCUUUUAUGAAUUUCUCUCCCCUUCUGAAAACUGUGCUAGUGACAUGAACUCACUCGGAAUUUACCACCAACCUGACUGUACAUGAAACACUUUGAAUAGCCAAUCAAAUAAUAAUUGUCACAAAGUGUGUUUUCCUGUAUUGUAUUUUAUGUUUGUAGUUGUUGGGAGUAGGGCUUAAGUUGAGUCAAUUGGUCAUGAUGUUAUGGUGUGAUACAAGAAAUCUAAUUAGACGUCCCACUAAAACCAUUUGAUUUUUCCGCCUUGAAGUGGUGCCUUUAGAGUUGGGAAUUUCAGGUUUUGACAAGAGUUCAGAAGCUAAUUUUAAACAGGACGUGAAGUUUCUCACUUAUCAGACGAUAUUUGAUUAUAUUGCACACAGAAGGAGAACUUCAUGGCUUUUUUUGUGGUACUCAGUGGUAACAGUGAGACUACUUAGGGGAUUAGAACAAAUCUGAAGUUUGUAACAUAUUUAUCACAUGUACAAGUAUAAAGUUGCAUGAAUACCAACGAUUUUACUUGGCCGAUGACCCUUUUUGACAAAUUUCGGCCUUCAGACUAGUAUUUUAUUGUGGGUUCAGGGCUUUUUGUAUAAAAAUGCAAUGUUUAUAGCUCUCCCACACUUUAAUGAGUAGUUUAGGCUUUGAUAGGAAGAAAGGGGGAAAAGAAUUUUAAUAUGUACACAGUAGGAAACCUCUUCAGUAUUUAUAUGCUUUGAAAAUUACACAGGUGAUAUUUAAAUAUUUUUAAUCUGAAUCUUCAAGUCCCGUACUAGUAAAAACAAUUCCGAAUUUUUUAAAUAUUUAAAGGGUACUUUUGAAAUGAAAUUUAUUGUGAGUAUAAACAUUUACCUCAGAAGAAGCAUUGAUAUUUAAGAGCUUGGGAAUACGCAGUAGUGCCUCAAAUAUACAGUCCAUAGUAAUGACAAACGUGUUUUCCUCACAGAACACUCUGAAUUAUUUGUGUGUUUUCGUUUCACUUGCAAUAAAAUGAAGUAUUUUAAUUAAUAUUUACACUCGUUGAACGCACGCACGCACAUCCAAAGAAUUUCGUCCUGCUGAUAACGUAGGAUAAAAGAAACAGCUCGCGCGUUUUGGCGCCUCGGAACAUCAUUGGUGUGUGCGAGACAUUAGUCCGUUAAUACUUCAAGAAAAAGCAUAUUGAUUCAAAGAUGAGCGCUGCACAUCUCUCGUUUUUAUCGAUGGUAUUACAUUUUAUGAAGUACUCGAUCGAUAAUAUUAACUUAAUUUUAACGGCGCUGAGUCACAAAAAGGCGAACGUGAUCUUGGUAGUCAGUUGUGUGGGUAAAGCUAUGGGAUAUAAUAUAUCUUAUGGCAUCUUUUAAGAGCAACUUUGUGGUAGAUUAUCCUGUUAUUUCAUUUUAAUAAAGGACGCAAAAAUACUCCAAUGUUUUUUACAUUUAAUACGCCGAAGAUGUUCUCCCUGGUUUACGCUCUCUGUUUUAUAUAAGAGGCCCAGUUUUAUUCACUGGCUUGCAGUGCUUGGCUGAAUAACUGGACAGAAAUUUUUACCGGCUAUAAGGAAACAAGAAGUCUAAAUAAGGACAUGCACGUCCUAAUAUUCUAAUAAUCGUGAUCCUGCCGAUAUAUUUUGCAAUCGAUAGCUUUAUGUAGCCGAUGCUGAUAUCCGUUAACUGGUGACGUGGGGGAAAAAUAGCAAAAGCCUUGCAGGUCCAGAAGUAAAAUGGCUAAAACAGACGUAGCAUUGAUACUGUGUAGCGCAAAUGGACUUUUCUAAUGGGUGUGCAGAUGACUUGCGGAAACUGCGCUAUUUAGCACAGAACUGACAGCGCGAGACUCCAGAAACAGUGGACGGUAUCAAAGGGACACUUCUUGUAUUUCACGUUUUCUCUGAAAUGCUAUUGAAUUAACCGAGUUUAUUUUAUUAUUCAUUUGCUGACAACCAGAUUAAAGUCAAUGUCAUUGAUGGUAAUAAUUAUUAUUGAAACUGGUUGUUUAACAUGUACAGAAGGGGGUGUAGUCUGUCAAGAUUAAAAUGAUAAAAAAGUAAAGUGUCUUGCUUCUUUACACAAAGACCUGCUCUUAGUAGUGACCGCACAUUCACAUAUUGUGUCAGCGUUUAUGUAAAAGGUUCUGUCUUUCCAAUACACGUUUGGGCUGUAGAUGUGUGGAACUAGUCUCACAUAUGUAUCACGUGAGCUGGCUUUCUGUUGUAACUUCAUGAAAUGAGUAUUGUAAGCGUAUGUACGAUAAUCGCUGAAAAGCCAUAGUCUGUUUAGACCAUGAAUGGGAAGAAAUGAAAGUAUUUAUCUUUGUCUUAUUCUCUACUUGAAGUUACGUGUUUAGUUAUGUUGCCGUUAACUGCCGUUAAUAUGUAUCCAUAAUAAAAAUAAAAAUAUGAGCGUGCAAGGAAGAAAAGAUUAGCUGUAGGAAAAAAAUAUAGUUUUAGAAAAGCUUUGAAAUGUAGAAGUCGAUUUCCCUCGAUUUCAAUGUUUGUUUUUUAUUCUAGAUUACUGAAAAUUACUUUUUAUUCAAAAUGUUUUUCUUUUUAUUCAAAAAUGGCCUGAAUCACAUAUUACAAUGUAAUAUAUUGCAUCAUGCUCAUUGGUUUAUUUAUUUUUAAUAAAUAUCUUUUGUUUACUA
Brienomyrus brachyistius is the source of this 12361-nucleotide messenger RNA. RefSeq names its product voltage-dependent T-type calcium channel subunit alpha-1H-like. NCBI's taxonomy places the organism in Eukaryota, Metazoa, Chordata, Actinopteri, Osteoglossiformes, Mormyridae. Gene Ontology annotation, molecular function: low voltage-gated calcium channel activity; voltage-gated sodium channel activity. Bases 2357 to 9022 code for a protein of 2221 amino acids. Gene Ontology annotation, cellular component: voltage-gated calcium channel complex; voltage-gated sodium channel complex; plasma membrane. The transcript is spliced from 35 exons. Gene Ontology annotation, biological process: calcium ion transmembrane transport; sodium ion transmembrane transport; neuronal action potential. The record is from RefSeq and is a predicted model, not a curated record.